Messenger RNA from Drosophila virilis, 3367 nucleotides. It is a transcript of the gene Osi17, whose product is annotated as DUF1676 domain-containing protein Osi17. Gene Ontology annotation, cellular component: membrane. NCBI's taxonomy places the organism in Eukaryota, Metazoa, Arthropoda, Insecta, Diptera, Drosophilidae. The record is from RefSeq and is a predicted model, not a curated record.
AGUUGGUGCUCAACAGUUGCCGACAAACAACCGUUCGUCGCGUUGUGCGUGUGAAACAACAACAAAAACAACCGCGAGAUAAAUCUGAAGAAAAAAGGCCAGGCUGUAAAAGUGAAAGAGGCCGUCGCUAGUUAUUUGACAAGAUUAAUUCUUAAUAUGAAAUUCGUGAAAUUUGUUGCCAUUUGCUGUGCAAACAAGCGAAAGUAACUAUUAAAAUAACAGCAGCAACAAUUGUUGCUAAUUAGACGUCACGCAAGACCAAAAGUGCGAGUUUGAAGUAUGCGUUAAUUGAUAAGCGCGUGUGUGUGUGUGUGAUUGUGUGUGUGUGUGUGUGAUUGCCACACAAUCAAAAUUAAUAACUGCAACUGUAGCUGAAAAACACGUUCCAGGCGAAUCUGAAAAGGCCGUGAAAAGCGCGCUUGGCCGUCAGCAAGAGCGUCUAAUAAGCGGACAAACUGCUCUUGAAACAAUCACAACUAACUGGAAAAUGUAAACAAAGCUGAAACAACUUUCAGACAACAACAACAACAACAACACAUAACGAAGCAGGCAACAACAGAGAGAAGCGACUACAGUUAGCACUGCGGAAGAAUUUAAAGUAAGCAAUUCCGCGUGCAAACGAAGAAGCAGCAACCGCUACAGCAGACGCAGUCAAUGCAAUGCAGAAACUGAACGAAGCGCGCAACUGAACGAAAGUUGAGCACGAGAGAGAGAGUGAGUGGAAGAGCCGGCAGCUUAGCCGCGCCAUGAACUUGACUGGCAUUGCGAGCGACUGAGUCAGUUGUCGGUCAGACGCGCACGCAUGCGCACGCGUUUAAAGUGAAUUUCGAGGCAUUGUUCAAAUAAAUACGCGGCAACCGUUAGGCCGUAGGCGUGUCUAGCGCACAAAUGAGGUAAUUUCAGCUGACCGCGACAAGCUGGGCCACUGUUGAAAUUGAAUUUGGUAAAACAAAUAGAAAAUGUGCUAAAUGCAGCAGCGAAAUUGCAAACAGCGCGACAAAAACAACAGAAAUUACAAUAUUCAAUACAUAAAAAAGAAAAAGAAAGCAAGCCAAGUUGCGCGUGCCACGCACUGGCCAAAAGUAUUUGUGAAAAUCAAUUCUACAAUUUAGCAAUAAUAAUAACUGUGUUUGCGUGUUAAUCGGGUUUUGUGCGGAACAACAAAUUGCCUGACGGCAACAGUUGUUGUUGAUUGUUUGGCCCCUUUUGGCCCAGUUAAUUGGCCACAGUCAAAUAGUUCAAGACAGCGCCAAUUGGCCGCUAAGGUGUCAAAUUGUUUGCCAAUUGAAAAUGGGCAACCCUGCAACAAAUAGCAAAAACUGCGCCAGCCUUAAUUGGCCAAGAAGUGAGAGCCAGUGCACAUCCUCAACGCGGCGGCGGCGGCCCAAUAGAAAUCGCGCCAACAUGGCCAAUAACAAGUCGAACAAAUGCCGACCGCAUUGGCUGCUGCUGCUGCUGCUGGCCGCGCUCCUCUGCCUAAUCCAGUGCGCCAGCCUAGUCAAUGCGGAUGAAAGCCAGCUCUCCACAACACCUUUAACACCUGAAACGACCACAGAGACAGCAGCAGCAGAGACGUCGACAGCGACAGCAGCUGGAAAGGAUUGGCGGCCCAUUGUGAAUGCGACAAGGUCGCAGCGGCUGAACGGAAGCGAUUCGCUGCUGCUGCGCUUGGCGCGACGUUUCUCCAGCGGCAACGAGCUCUGGGAUGGGCUCAUACGCGACUGCUAUCUGAAGCCGGACAUGUCCUGCUUCCAGAAGAACGUCUACAGCUAUCUGGAUGGCGCCCUGGAUACGCAGGAUGUGAAUAUCACGCAGCGCCUGAAGUUCUACAGGAAUCAAGUGCAAUACGAGCCGGAGCAGCAGCCGGAGGAGACGGCCAAUGAGGCGCGUUCCGCUAGUCCUGAAAGCCCCAUCGAGGAAGUGUCCAAUGCGCUGUACGGCAAAACAAUCAAAUUUGCCAUGACACAUGAUGUGGAAGUAGAUCUGCCCGAAAUCAUUUUCAAUGGAGCCACAUUUCGCAUCUCCCCGCGCUCCAUUGAAGGCAAUGGGGUCAUUGCAAAGCUGGAGCUGAUACCCAAGCAGCUUGUCCAGGCGCGUCUCGCCGGUGCCAUGAUCAAGAAGAAGAUACAAAAAUUUCUACGCAACAAAUUGCUGCUGUCAUUUAUUGCAUUGGUGCUUAUUAUAAAGAUCAUCAAGAUCAAGUUAUUUUGGUUGCUGCCCAUUGUGAUUGGCGUUGGGGCCGCCAAGAAGCUGUUGCUCAAGUUCCUGCUCUUCCUCUUUCCGGCCUUGACGCAUCUCUUCAAGCUGUGCUCCUACUACCAGCAAUCCUAUCAUGGCACCAAAUACCAUCAUCAUCAUCAUCUGAUCAAUCAUCAUCACACGGUGGUGCCGCCUUGGCAUAGCGGUGAGCAUCAUUCGGUGCCGGAAAUCAUCUACACGCAUCCGCCCAAGGGACAUCCCUCGGCCUAUCUGCAUGGCGCGCCCGUCCACGAGACCUACGGCCCCGGGCCAGGACUGGAGCACUUCGAAGGCGCCUGGGAGAACAGCGGUCCCGGUCUGGGCUCUGAUUCAAGGCCGGCAUUUGGACACCACAGUCCGGUAUAUGUCGCAGCGCCGGGACAAGGACAGGCGCCCGGGCCUGGACCGGGGCCAGGACCAGGACACGGACCAGGCCUAACAGCUGCUGCGAAAUUUGCGGCGCAAUACGAGCCAGCGCGGAACAACAACCAGCAACAAAUACAACAACUACAGCAACAACAACUAGAACAACAACUUUCGCCGGAGCUGGCUGCACAGCUGAAGGAGGCCAUACGCAUACAGGCGGAGCAGCGUCUGAUUCAACAGCAGCAGCAAAUUCUGGAGCAUCAGCCUUUCGUGCAGGAUGGACAGCCGCUUUAUCCGCUCAACUACGAUCCGUUCUACAGUCCCAUAUUGUUGAAGAUCGACAAAAUCAUCGAACAGCUGGGCGUCAAGAAUGAACUGUGCAAAGAGCGCAUCGUCUGCAGCAUGUACAAGGACCCGGCCACAUAUAGUCCGCACAGCAACUUCAUCUCCGCCGAGCUCAGUCGAGAGACGAGCGAAUUGGAACCCGUGACGCAUGCGAAUGAAGCAGUGCGUCGCUUCUAUCGACUCAUACAGGCUGCCCGGGAUGGGCAGGAUCAAAAGGAUUGCCACAGCCUCUAUCCCCAGUGCAAUAUGCCGGCGAAGUGAUAAAUUGCGGGCAGCGGCAGCUGCAUUGAGUACAAUCAAAUCUUUUGAGUCAACAAUUCCUUGUUAAAUCGAACUGUGAAUAUGCGAAUUAUUUAAACCUAUUUAAGUCUAAUUUAAUUGUUAAUCUCUUAUUUAUUUAUUUAUUGAUUUAUUUAUU